Messenger RNA from Staurois parvus, 259 nucleotides. The record is from the annotation of a GenBank genome assembly. Lineage: Eukaryota; Metazoa; Chordata; Amphibia; Anura; Ranidae.
CAGGGGUGGACUGACCAUUUGGAAACUCGGGCACUGCCUGAGGGCCCGGGGUCAGUAGGGGGCCCCAUGAGAUGCCCCUGGUACCUUUUUCGUAGGCUUUUUUGAGUUUGGGCAAGGACACAGGGACCCCAUGAUCCCCUAUUGCCCGGGGGCCCCAUGAGUUGUCAGUCCGCCCCUGAACCUUCUCUACUCUACUGAAAAUUAUACAUCAGUGCACCUGUCAUAGGCACUUAUCAAGAGUGGCCUCCCUUUCUGCCCC